Venustampulla echinocandica is the source of this 3549-nucleotide messenger RNA. RefSeq lists its product as uncharacterized. The transcript has 3 exons. NCBI's taxonomy places the organism in Eukaryota, Fungi, Ascomycota, Leotiomycetes, Helotiales, Pleuroascaceae. Gene Ontology annotation, cellular component: nuclear pore. The record is from RefSeq and is a predicted model, not a curated record. The coding region runs from base 1 to 3549 and encodes 1182 amino acids. Gene Ontology annotation, molecular function: structural constituent of nuclear pore.
AUGGAGAGUCGGAGUCCAGUCUAUGCCCACAAGGAGACACGAUUAGAUUUGGAUUCGUCCACACAAGGCUCUACUGUUGCGAUUCGUAUUCCAUCGCAUGGAACAUCAACAUGGCCGUCCAGAACAGCCCAGAAAAGAUCCCACGUCGUCGAAAUACCAAUCGCAGAAGAUGAGGAGAUAUUCAGACAACGGCAUCUCGCUACAGCUGCUUCAGUAUAUCACCGCGCCUAUCACAGAUCGCCCAGAAGCUUUCUCUGGAGGAUCUUGGAAGGUGGGAAGGUUCUCUCCAUACGAGCAGUCGAUGUGUCGAAACAGAGCAACGCCCCGGACGCAAACCUGACAUUGCGAUUAUCCUUCCCGAGCCCGAUAGUGCCAGCAUGCGUAGCAUUUUCCGAUUCCAGGGAGCAUGAUGUUCUGAGCGCAUUCGUCUUGACGGAAUCAAACCACCUGUUUACACUCACACUUCGGCCCGACUUCUUUCGGCGAGCUUUGAGCACAGAGGGAAACGUUGGAGACUGGUGCAAAUCAUACCUAUCUUCGGCUUUUAGCUUUAAGCAUCCGUAUAGAUUGGUUGCUUUAACAGCGGACGAGUUACUGGUUUCGCUGAUUGAUGGUGGUCUACUGAAACUAAGUAGAAAAUCAGGCGGAGAUGGUGCGGAGUGGAAAGAGAUAUUUUACAAUGAAGGUGGCUGGAGCAACAGUCUCCGCAGUUUGAUCCCAUUUCAUGGAAGCAACACCGUCCGCUAUGGCAAGCACAACAUCGAGCUAUCAGCAGUCACAUCGAUAGCGUCGCCGGUUAGCCAUAUCGAUGGCAUGCCAUAUGCCUUUACGAUCUCGCUAGACCAUCGGCUUCGGAUAUGGAAUUUGAUGACAGGAAAGGUUGCUUACAUGGGAGAUAUGUUAGGCCAGGAACUGGAUCCACAAGAAACUGUGAAGAAGGCUAUCGAUCCGUCCCUCUCCCGGCUGAUAAAGGUAUCUAGCUACGGUGAGGGUGCUUUGUGUGUAACAUACUCACCUCUGGGAACUGGCGAAUUCAAGUUUUGGACGGCUCUCCCGCGAGACGACGGCACCCUUGAACUUACGGACCUUUUCCCAAGACAUGAACUUAAACCUCGAACUCCAACGCCUGAUCUCUGGACUUUAGCCGACUUCUCCGUCGUUCUAGACCGGACGAACAUCGAAAGCUUUUCCAUAUGGACCUUGUGGAAAAAUAACACCACCUAUCGAGUCCAAAACUUGAAAUUUGAGCGCGGAUCCACGACGCGAGUUAACGACGCAUGGGCCAGCGAAUGGACAGCUAUGGCGACCGAGGCACUCCACGAGACUCCGAACCCAGUUGUAUACUCAGGCGACCCCUUGGAUAUAACUGACAAAUGGUUGGAAUUUAUUAUGUCUCCAGGCAGGUUCUCUACUGCAACUAUCGAAACGGGUCUUGCACUCUGUGAAAACCUCUCAAAGUCGAAGAAUGCGGCCCGAAAGUCUGAAAGCUUGCCAGAAAGAAUGUGCUCUAUUGUAGCUUCGUCUGAUAGCUUGAAGCCGAAAUCUGAUGGCAAUAUGGACUAUGAAACACUCCAAGGGGAUGUUCAAAACCAUUGGCUUCGAUUUUAUCGUCUUCUUAUUGAGUUGGAUAAGCUACGUGGCGAGGCCCAAUCAUUGGUCAUCGACCCUCAUGGAGACAUGCCAUGGGUAAUCCUAGCGGAUGGUCUUACAGCAAUUCGAUACUGCAGUAAAGUGGAAGAAAUAUGGCACAACACAGACAUUCCCCGAUCUGGAACUGAGCAUGUUGCUGGCCCACUCGUCGCCGCGGCUGAGUUUCGUGGCUCGUUUUCAGAGCAGUUGCUAUAUAGUUGCAAAACUAUGCUGUUCGGCGAGUUAUUCGAGGAACAAUCGCUCACUUCCCCGGCAAUGAUGCUAGAGUUCUACGACAAAUGUGACUUCUACAACCGAAUCCGAGCUGACGAUAUUACUCGACUGGAGGAGGGCCUAGGUGGCGGAUACAAAAACGUCACUCCUGAGGUUUACGAACAGAUGCUUGGGAACCUCGUAGCUGCCUUGGAAGAUUCCGAUAAACGGCCACAGGUGCUUCCGCUUGCUGAAUUUGGGAACAAGUUAAUUAUCAAAGGGGUCCAGGAAAUUGUUGAACUGCAUAGUGCUAUCUGUCUUGAUCAGAUAGUGCUCCUAGUCUAUAUUGAAGCCGAGAUCAACCAUGACGAGAAGGGCAUACAAUUUGACACUGCAGCAAUCUUUCACCAGUUCCUAACCAUGCUCAAGAGGCUCGAACUGGUCAAAUGGCUGGUAACCACGCGGAUCUCCUUGCCACUAGCAAAAGCCGAGCGCUCAAACUCCAUAGUUGAAAACACCGCAAAGAAACAGGUGGCCAGCAUGGAGAAUAUAACUGUGCUAGAAGGAGUUCUUCGUCAUCUUUUCGGGCUAGAUUUACGGCCUAAAGAGUCUAUGUCUUCAGCAUUAACAGAAAUAAUCCUUCAAAUCUGCGCGCCUAAUAGCGAGUAUGAACUGUCGCCCUCCGUUAUCCAAUGCUUCCUACUCAGACACGAUCGAGCUGAUCUAGCCAUGGAAUUCAGCCGCUUUACAGCUCAUGAUCCUUUCUCUACCUACAUCAAGGGCAGGGCGUGCCUGGCGUCUAAUGAUCCUCAGACAGCUGCUUUGCUCUUUAAAAAGGCUGCGUUUGGCAUAUCUGCCCCAAACCCGAAGCAACGUAGCGCUCUUCGAAGCGCCGGAUACUUAGACGACACAGAGCGCAACUCACUAAAUGCUGGCCUUCCAGAGUAUUAUGCUCACAUUGUUUACCUUUACGACAAGGAUAAAAUAUUCUCUUUUGCCAUCGACUUUGCUCGAUUGGCACUACAGUUUCUGAAACCUGAAAGCGACGACUUCGAUCGAAGAGAAUUGCGAACGGAAAUGCACAGUCGUCUCUUCAACUCUGCUAUCCAGACCGCCCGCUUUGAACUGGCUCAUUCCACCCUUUCGCUACUCACAGAUCACGCUCUCCAACAAUCAUCUCUGCGCAUACUCGUUACCAAAAUGUGCGAGACCUCGUACGCUUCUGAACUCGUUGAGUUUCCGUUCAUUGGUCUUCAAGAUGCGGUGGAUGAGAUCCUAGCUCAGAAAUGCCAUAGUAUAGUUGAUGUCACCGUUGGCGUACCAUAUCACAAGAUCCUCUAUGCAUGGCGAAUCAGACGUAGUGACUUCCGUGGCGCGGCGACAAUCUCCCUUGAGCGUUUACAGAAGUUACAGCAAUCUGGUGAGGGAGAUAGAGCUCUUGGGGAAGACAGCCUCGAGACACCUGUGACAAAGCAAUACGUCGCACUCAUCAAUGCAUUGAGUUGCGUUGAUCCAAAACAAGCGUGGAUUCUGAGCGAAGAGAUCCCACGACGAGGCGUGGGGUCAAAAAACGGGGCGACGCCAAAAAGGUCGGUUGUCACAUUGGACGAUAUUAGGAAAGAGUAUCAAGGCGAACUGGAUCGGAUUGCAGCCAUCGAGAACAACCAGUUCGCGCUCGCUGGGGGGGAUGAGAUGGAUGUUUUAUGA